CGUUUAUGAUUUUAUGAUUUCAAAAUUUAUUCGAUUGUUUCAGUUCAUUUCACUUCACUUGUAGUUGUUCGCUGACGGUUGUACGGUCGUUUCAAAGUGUAAUUAUUCCAUCAUCGUUAUUCAAUUUAUAUCGUAAUUUUUCUCGAAACUAAUCUCCCUUUUCUUUUUACACAGCUCUAAAUUUUUAGCUGUUCAUCCUAUCUUACUCGAUUUGAAAAUCAUCAUGUCGAAUCGUGAUCCUGCCGCUGAGCAACUUCAGAAUUUCAAAUCGUCCGCUACGAAAACGGACACUUUGGUUACCGGCUAUGGGGCCCCUUUUGCCACUGGUAGUGCCUCUUUAACGGCUGGUCCUCAAGGGCCUAUUUUACUCCAAGAUUCAGACUUCAUCGAUGAAAUUACUCACUUCGACCGAGAACGUAUUCCUGAACGAGUGGUGCAUGCAAAAGGCGCAGGCGCGUUCGGAUAUUUCGAGUGCACCCACGAUAUUACAAAAUACACGAAAGCGUGCGUUUUUUCUAAAAUUGGUCAACGAACCGACCUUGCUGUACGGUUUUCUACCGUAGGCGGUGAAAGUGGCUCUGCAGAUACAGUACGUGAUCCACGUGGAUUUGCUGUCAAAUUCUACACCCCUGAUGGAAUAUGGGAUUUGGUUGGAAACAACACGCCGAUAUUUUUCGUCAGAGAUCCCAUCCUGUUUCCGAGCUUCAUCCAUACUCAAAAAAGAAACCCAGUAACGCAUUUAAAGGACGCUGACAUGUUCUGGGAUUUUAUUACUUUACGUCCAGAAACAACCCAUCAAGUAAUGUUCUUGUUUUCGGAUCGUGGAAUACCCGACGGUUACAGACACAUGAACGGAUACGGUAGCCAUACUUUCAAAAUGGUCAACGCAAACGGCGAAGCAUUUUGGUGUAAAUUCCACUUCAAACCUGUUCAAAAAGUAAAGAAUUUACCAGUCGAUAAAGCAGCCGAAAUCGCAUCUUCGGAUCCAGAUUAUAGUAUUCGCGAUCUAUACAACGCUAUCGCCAAAGGAGAUUUCCCGACUUGGACUUUGUAUAUUCAAAUUAUGACAUUAGAACAAGCUAAAACAUCCAAAUACAAUCCUUUCGACUUGACCAAGGUAUGGCCGCAUUCGGAUUGCCCGUUAAUUGAAGUCGGUAAAAUGGUCUUGAACAAGAACCCGACCAAUUAUUUCGCCGACGUUGAACAGCUGGCAUUUGCUCCUAAUCAUAUGAUUCCCGGCAUCGAACCCAGUCCUGAUAAAAUGUUACAAGGUCGUUUAUUCUCGUACAGCGAUACUCAUCGUCAUAGAUUAGGACCUAAUCAUCUUCAGUUACCGGUUAAUUGCCCGUAUCGCGUCAGUGUUACCAAUCACCAGAGAGAUGGUCCUCAAGCUUAUCAUAAUCAAGAGGGUGCGCCUAAUUAUUUCCCCAAUAGUUUUGGAGGACCGCAGCCCAGCCCGAAGGGUAAAAUUGUACCAUUCAAUGUAGAAGGAGUUGUUGACAGAUACGAAUCCGGCGACGAAAAUAACUUCGAACAACCGAAACAGUUUUGGAAAAAUGUUCUUCGCGAAGACGAACGUGCCAGAUUGGUUGAAAAUAUCGUCGCAGGUUUGAAAGACGCUGUUGACUUCAUUCAGGAAAGAGCGGUUAAAAAUUUCUCAUUGGUCGAUGCUGAAUUCGGCGAACGUUUGAGAAACGGUUUGAAUAUUGCUAAAAAGAACAAAGCUAAUUUAUAAUGAAAACAAUAUGUCGUAUUCGUGGUAAAAAAGGGCAACGCCAUAGAUGUUUCUCUACUCGUUAAUAGUGUACUCGUAGAAGCACUCAUUUGCUCACGUGAAUUUAAAAACUCGAAGGGUUUAAAUUUAUAUACUCGUAAUGUAUAUUAUCUCAAUUUGUUAUUACCACAUUAUUAUUUCUAUAAUUAUUACUUUUCUUGGUUUUGUUUUAUUUAUUUUCAUUUUGUACGGUUUUUGUCGUUUGUUAUGAUUAUGGUACUUACUCAAAAUAUAAAUGCAUUUAAUAAUA
Molecule: messenger RNA, 2024 nt
Organism: Planococcus citri (citrus mealybug)
Lineage: Eukaryota; Metazoa; Arthropoda; Insecta; Hemiptera; Pseudococcidae
Product: catalase-like
Exons: 10
Coding region: 224-1735 (503 amino acids)
Biological process (GO): hydrogen peroxide catabolic process; response to hydrogen peroxide
Cellular component (GO): peroxisome; mitochondrion; cytoplasm
Molecular function (GO): heme binding; catalase activity
Source: RefSeq, a predicted model, not a curated record